Molecule: messenger RNA, 607 nt
Organism: Spirodela intermedia
Lineage: Eukaryota; Viridiplantae; Streptophyta; Magnoliopsida; Alismatales; Araceae
Source: the annotation of a GenBank genome assembly
AUGCAUGAAAGGUGUAACAGAUAUUUCACAAAUGAAAGACUUCAACUUCUAUGCUUGACUUAUACAACUCAAUUUGAUCAUAGGCACUGAUCCAUUUCCUAAAUAUCAUUUAUGGUUCCACUGCAUCUGAUUUUCUCGAGCAAGGGUUUAUAGAAAAGCUUUUAAUGCAAGCAAGCAGUAUAUAAAUGUCUAUCUGCAGGUUAAUAAGUUUGGCACUACGCAUUAGUCACAAAAGUAAGCGAUAAUUUUCAAUUUAAUCAUAACUUAUAUAUGUUAUUACAGUGACAAAUAGAAAGCAUUUGAACAAGUGAAAACAAGAAGAAUUGAGUAAAUCCUUCCGAAUAAUAACAUCACACACGUAAAUAUCUACAUUAGGCAAUCUCCAAAAGUGAAAUCCAGGCACGAAUAUAAAAAAACUAAAGAAGCCGUUCUUUCCCAACAAAAAAGGAAAGGGCUGUAUCACAUCAAGAUGUCGAUUCGUUUUCCGCCCCAAAUGAGAUGGGGAAUUAGUUACCUCUGUACCUUUAUCUUUCUGAAUCGAGGCCCGGCCCUAUUAAUUACAGCUUAUUUCAAGCGUCAUCCAUCACAAAGAAAGAUUAUUGAUUAA